CUCUCUCUCUAUAUUUAUUUUCUCUCUCAUCACAACUUUGUGUUAGUGUGUGUGUGUGUUUUUCUCUCCAUGAAAGAGAGAUCAAGAAACUCCAUGCCACAAGUCUUGUUCCACUACUUCCUAACCCUAAUUCUCAUGGCCCUCCUCACCUUCUUACCGGAAUCUUCUUCGUCUUCUCACCACGACGCCAAAAAGAAUGUCCGAACAAGUAACAAUACUUCGAACCGCAAGAAAAAGAAGGAAAUUACCAAACAGCCCUCGUCUUGGGAUCAAAUCAAGAACCUCCUCACCUGCAAACAAAUCGAAGAUUCCAAAAUCCACGACCCUUCUAGAAGAUCAAGAUCAUCAUCAUCAAAUAAUAACACCAACAUUUAUACCUCGUGCAGCUCCAUUUGUACCUUCCGGGACGUCGUCCACGGCAACGCCCGCGUCGUCCACCGCGCCGACAACUCCCCCGAGAGCAGCGCUCUCGGCGGCCAGGAAACCAGGCUCCUCACCAAGAAGACCGCCGCCUCCCACGGCUCCUCCUCCUCUUCCAGGUCCAUUAACUCCACCUCCGCCAGAACCGCCGCCGCAGGCGGCGCACCGUACACGUGCGGCCGGGGCAUGCAGUUUAGGAAGCUCUCCGGGUGUUAUGAGUGCCACUCAAUUGUUGAUCCUAGCAGGUAUCCAUUGCCAAGAACAACCAUAUGUGCUUGCUCUGAAUGCGGAGAGGUUUUUCCCAAACUUGAGAGCUUAGAACAUCAUCGAGCAGUUAAGCAUGCAGUGUCCGAACUUGGACCGGAAGAUUCGAGCCGGAACAUAGUGGAAAUAAUAUUCAAAUCGAGCUGGCUUAAGAAGGACAACCCGAUCUGCAAGAUCGAACGGAUACUAAAAGUCCACAACACCCAGCGCACGAUCCAACGGUUCGAGGACUACAGGGACUCCGUGAAGAUACGCGCCAACACCACCACCACCAACUCCGCCGCCGCCAGGAGAUCAACCAACGCCAGGUGCGCCGCCGACGGGAACGAGCUCCUCCGCUUCCACUGCGCCGCCCUCACGUGCUCGCUCGGCGCCCGCGGCUCGUCCAGCCUGUGCGGCUCCGUGCCGGCGUGCGGCGUGUGCACCAUCAUCCGGCACGGGUUCCAGGGGAGCAGAACAAGCGGGAUCCGCACCACCGCCAGCAGCGGCCGCGCCCACGACGGGCUCGCCGGUCUCGGCGCGCGCCGCGCGAUGCUCGUGUGCCGCGUGAUCGCCGGGAAGGUGAAGGGGGCUGCGGCGGGGGAUGCGGCUGCGGCGGCUGAUGAGAUUGGAGCCGGCGGCUCGUACGACUCUGUAGCGGGUUAUGCGGGGGUGUACUCGGAUCUGGAGGAGUUGCACGUGUUUAGCUCGAGGGCUAUUUUGCCUUGCUUUGUUGUAAUUUACAAAGCGCUUGAAUAUUAGGUUAAUUAAUUAUGUUUUAUUUUGAUUUUUAAUAUUUUUAUCAUUAUUAAUUUUUUUUUCCUUCUUGUGGUAGAUUUAAUUGGUGUAAUUUAAUCAAGGAAUCAACCUAUUUGUAAAUAUUAUUUUUGGGAGUGCAUUGUAUUAAGAAAGUGUUUCUUACAAGAA
Messenger RNA from Erythranthe guttata (spotted monkey flower), 1590 nucleotides. RefSeq names its product C2H2-like zinc finger protein. The record is from RefSeq and is a predicted model, not a curated record. Lineage: Eukaryota; Viridiplantae; Streptophyta; Magnoliopsida; Lamiales; Phrymaceae.